AUGAUAGUUGUUUUUAUCGUAACUGUUGAUUGUGGUGCACAUGCAGCAGAUACUGGGAAAGAUAAAGCGUAUACAUUAAUAAAUAUAGAGAAAUUUAAUCAUGAGGCGACCAAAAAUUUUUGCAAAUCUUUUGAUUAUGUUGUAGCAGAUGUUGAUGUCAUUUUUAAGGAUGUAUCGAAAAUAACUGAGAGUGAUGUUGAAAUUUUAAAGAAAUGGGAUCGUGCCGAUAAAAAAUUGAUUCUUUAUAAGACGAUUAUGGAUGUUGAUACACUAUAUACUAAUGCACUAGCUGAAAAAUUACAAGAAUUUGAUUACACUAAGCAUUUAAAAAUCGUUACUCCUGUGGAUGCACUCGUCUGGCAUCUAAACAAAAUUGAUUUCAGUGGAAAAGCAUAUGUUAUUGGAGAUGAUGAUUUUAUUGAUUUUGUAAAAAGUCUGGGUAUUGAAACUAUUUCUAGUCCGGACAAGGUAUCAUACAGUGACUAUUAUACUGGUUACAACGCGACGCUUAAUAAUAAAGUUAAAGCUGUAAUUAUUGCAUUUGAUCUUAAUAUAAAUCUUUAUAAAAUGAGCCAAGCUAUUCGUUACUUGAGCAAUCCGGAGGUUAAAUUAUUCUUAACACAUCCAAAAACAAUCUUUCUAGCCAAUUAUUAUAAAGUUUGGAUUAAAAAAUUGAUAGCGGAUACCAAGAGAACCAAAUUAUAUAUCGACCAAUUAGACGGUGUCUUUGGAGAUUUUCUUGUUGAAGAAAAUCAUUUAAAUAAUAAAGUAUUAACAAUUACAACUGACGCUUCUGGGAAUCGGAAUUUCACUAUAAAGCAUAAAUACAAACCUCUAUUAAUAGGAGACUGGAAAGUUAAGAAAGAAAUUGAUUUAGAACAAACGUAUUAUAAAGUCGAUCAUUGGACUGGAUUGCCUUGGUGUUAAACAUUGAAAUAAAUUGAUAUUAAUUAGCAGAAGGUGGAAUAAAGUGAAACACCCAGAAAGAACAAAAAUCAACAGAUUGACCAAUGUAUUAAAAAUGUUAAUAGUUUUUAAUGAAUUAAUAAAUUGAAUAAUUAGUAAACAAA
Molecule: messenger RNA, 1070 nt
Organism: Chelonus insularis
Lineage: Eukaryota; Metazoa; Arthropoda; Insecta; Hymenoptera; Braconidae
Exons: 7
Coding region: 1-927 (308 amino acids)
Molecular function (GO): phosphatase activity
Source: RefSeq, a predicted model, not a curated record